GAGCCUCAAUAGGCGGAAUCUAGUCGGUCAGCUAUCACGGAGCUUACAGUCAGGACACAGCGCGCGCGGAGCAGGAGGCCAUUCAACAACCGCUCGUGGGAACCACCUAGGAACAGAGCAUUGGAGUAUGGCAUACUGAAGUUCUCAGCUCUUUAAGGACUGUUUGAUAUGUUUGAAUAAUAGCGAGCGUCUACAGCAGAACGCAUAAACUGGGGGAAUUGUAAAUACCUUGGGGCUUGGUCUUUUAAUGUUCACCUUCCGUAAGUGAACGUUAGCUCAUUCAUUUCGGAAUUUGGACGAAGAUCUGGCUCAUUAUCUUCUGCCAGAAACUCGAGCGAAGAGCUGCAGUCUUCUACCUGUUGAAAUCAUGAGUCAGGCGGACGUGUCUUGCUCUGCGCGUCAAAGAGUAUUUCAGGAAGCGCUCAGGAAGGGCAAUACUAAGGAACUUCAUUCUCUCUUGCAAAACAUGACAAACUGUGAAUUUAACGUGAAUUCUUUCGGACCCGAGGGACAGACGGCGCUUCAUCAGUCCGUGAUCGAUGGCAACCUGGAGUUAGUAAAGCUACUGGUGAAGUUCGGUGCAGACAUCCGUCUGGCCAACAGAGAUGGAUGGAGCGCCCUGCACAUAGCAGCGUUUGGUGGACAUCAAGACAUCGUUCUUUACCUCAUCACACGGGCGAAGUACUCAUCAAGUGCGCUCUGAGGCAAUCAAAGAAUCUGACGCUGUACCCUUAAGCCUAUCAUACAUUUGACCACAUUGUGCCAAAGUAAAAGACAGCUUGUUUGUGAUGUAAUGGAUUUAGGAAAUUGAUUUGAUAUCGAUAGGCACAGCAUUCGAAUCCAAAAGGCUAUGUUUGAUAAUGUUGGGGUUGGUACAAUGUCAUGGAUGUGGUUUGCCAACUUUGGAUGCAUGAUGAAAACGAUUGCUGUGUUAUUUAUAGAUUUAUUUGAGAUUACGACACAUUGAACAGUCGUUUCAAAGUAAAACAAGAUGAUGCUAGGUGGUCCUACUGGAUGACUAGUCUCAGGGUGCGAAUUAUGGGGGGUCUGACUAUUUAAUUAACGCUUUACCGCCCCAAAAGAACCCCAACGGUGGUCUUGGAAGUACGCAGGCAUAUUAUUUUUACAUUUAUUUCAAACAACGUUUUUAAGAACAUAUAUAUAUAUAUAUAUAGUUCUUCAAAAAAGUCGACCCCCCCCCCCCAAUAAAUAAUUUGCACACUGACUGGACUGACAUAAAUAUUCCUGUACAGAAUUGCAUUAUGUACACAUUCUCUCUGCAUAUUGUCUAAAACAGGGACUGAUGUCCGAUACCUCAGCUGUAAUGCAUUAUGAUGGUGACAUUGCAAUGUUGGUCAUCAAGUUUAGUUUCAUAAUUAACCAUUCAAUAUCUCUCACCUCAAAUAUCCACGCAAACACUUUCUUGCCCAGACACUACCAAAUAGGGUUGUAUUUUGACAUUGUCUGUUGUGUCAUAAUCAGUACUUUAUUAUGGAGUUCCUAUGUGAAAUGAGUACCUGACACUAAAGCCUUUUUUUUUUUUUUUGCUGAUCCAUACAUUUCAAGCCAUGUUUCAAACCGCUUUUGUAAUUCAGAGGUUGAGAAAAUCCAUAGAUCAGUGUAAAGACUGCACUGGAUCCUAAAGCACAUUGGCCUUGUCUUCUUAAACCCCUUGUCAACUCAGGCAAGAUGUGGUAAGGUUUAAAUAUGUUGUGACGUUUGAAAUGCUUCAAAGCCAGUAUAGAAAUAUGCAUCACUUAUACUUGAGAAUGUUUUAAAUAUUGCACUGAUGGCUGUUUUAUGAGUUGUUGGCAUCAUGCCAACUUUUAAAGAUACUAUUUUUCUAAAUAGAAAAACAUUUCUUAUUCUAUGGAAGCUCCAGGGUGGUUUUCACUCAUUCUUUGCAAAGGCUUUUAUAUGCCUACUGAAUUACUGUAUGUGUAAUUAUGUAACACACUCUGCUUGAAUGUCCUUCCAUAAGUAAUUUCAAACAUAUUCUGGACUAUAACAACUAUGGUCAAAUAUGACAGUGUCACUGGGCAUCCUUUUGACAUAAUGGGAGAACAUACAAGUAAAAUUACCAGAAAAAUCUUGGAGCACUUCCUUUCUGAAGUCCCAUCCUCCUCUUUUAAGGGGGAUGCUACAUGUUAAAACCAGUGUAACAAGAAGUUGCACAAUGCACAAGUCUUUACUUGAUAAUGCCAUAACAUUUAUGACAUAAAGUAAAAGUAACUUCUUUGAUUGAGAUAAAAGUCAAACGACUGUGAUUUUUUUUUUUUGGACCAACUUUUGAAAUAUUAUUUUCUUCUAAGAGAAGUUUGGGAAAAGGCCUCUCAUAAUGUUUUUGUCUUUUGUGAAUUGUUAUUUUGUUGUGUUUUUAUAUCUGUUUAGCAGUUUGUUUAUGUUUUUCGAAUAAUGUCAUAUCUUA
Molecule: messenger RNA, 2428 nt
Organism: Carassius gibelio (silver crucian carp)
Lineage: Eukaryota; Metazoa; Chordata; Actinopteri; Cypriniformes; Cyprinidae
Product: notch-regulated ankyrin repeat-containing protein B-like
Exons: 2
Coding region: 368-703 (111 amino acids)
Cellular component (GO): cytoplasm
Molecular function (GO): protein binding; enzyme inhibitor activity; phosphatase regulator activity
Source: RefSeq, a predicted model, not a curated record